CAUUAGGAGAGGCCUGUUGUAAGUUUUUCGGUAUCGGAAGUAGAGGAUUACCUUAUAUGGAAAAUGCUUAAAAUAGCACAUGACGUAUUGCAAAGGUUACGAUCUACGCACACUUCUGGAGAAAUGACCCGGAAACUGAUGCUUUCUGUCACGGAAAGCUCACGAGAGAGAUUCGAUUCGAAUUUCUUGAGAUUGAAACUGAGAUUUAAGCUUGCUUAGAUAUCAUCGCUGACCAAACUUUAAAUCAAAAUACUACUCGCGCCUUUUUUUUGAAUAUAAUUGUGACUGAAUUAAGUUCCUAGAAUUAUUUAUCGCGUUUUCGCUUGUAUUGUGAAUCGUCAUUUGAUUUCGCGACUUUAUUAAAAAAAAAAACAGCAGUAUUUGUCUAUAUUUUCUUUUCUGUCGAGAUGCACAUCCAGGUCGAGGAGCGUGUGUUUUCUUCCAUUGCAGAUUCAAGUGGAUGUCUUGGUAGUGCGCUUGUGGCAGGUGAUUCCAACGUACAUCGUAUCCAAGCAGCGAUUCCAAAUUGGUCCACUAUUCGAUGCCUCCCAGUAUCAGGAGCCAAGUUUGUGAAUGACAAGAAGGGAUUUGUGGCAGUUCUGCAGCUUUCAUUGAAGAAGGAGUUUUACCCAUGUGUCUAUAUUCAUCUUGGCUCCAAUGAUGUUCAAGCCAGAGAGGAUGUGUUUUAUAGGAGAGUCACUGAGGUAUGUGAUAGUAUCCACGAGACGAGUCCGGAAACUGAGAUUGUUUUAUGUUCUAUUCUGCCACGAAAAAAGAAUGACAGACGAGUAUCUUCAACAUUAGCGAGAGUCUUCAACAGAUGGAUCCAGAAUGCUAACACCAUGCUAAUGGACAUUUCAGAGGCCAUCCCAUACAUCAGAUUCCUUGGAUAUGGAGCUCAGGAAUGUGCUGAUGUGUUGGGUCGUGAUGGACUUCAUCUGAGUCGUGUUGGUGGUAGACAUUGUAGUCAGGUGAUUGAGGAGGAUGUGUAUUCCUGGAGUGAAAUAGCCUAUCAGCAGGAUGUACAUUGGAAUGAAGACAUACGCCAACCACAUUCAGCAGAGAUUGAUGCAUCAAGCUUUGACCAGUGCCUGGCAGCUGCUGUUGAACCAGUCAGUGACCAGAAUGUCCAGGCCAGCAAGCAGCCUCUGUACUCGGAAAUAGUCCGUUUGCCAGCAGCUGAAGUUCCAGAUGUUACCUCAGUGCAGCAUAAUGUGAAGUUACCAAGGCGCAAUGUAUUGAAGGUUGAUGAAUGUGCUAGAUCAGCCAGACCAUGUAACCACAGAUCAAACAAACAUGGAAGGGCAAGGCGAAGAAAAUUUACGCAACACAGACAGCUGAAAGUUCAAAGAUCUGAGCAGUAUAAAGAUCACGUUGAAAUUCCGUUGACAUCUGAUGUAACGGUAAAGGUGAAGGCAGACAAUGUACAUAGCAUCUGGAUGUGCCCGAAAGAAGACGCCAUUACCACAAAGAAGCGCCUACCUGUCUGCUCUACAAUGACUGGAGUUAAGAAGAUAAACAAGCAGACAUGGUUUGACUGCCCCCUAUGCCCAGUGAAGUGUUCUAGAGAAGAUUUCCUACUGGACCAUUUCUGUCGACGCCAUGUACCUGGAGGGACCAAAUACAAGAAGAACACUGACAAUUCUUUCUGUCAUCGGAAAUCAACGAAGAGCAGCAGAAGUCAGCCAAACUCGAAGAGCACCAUUUCAACAUCCAGCCUGAACCCUGUAGAAAAAACUUCACCUCCCCAUCAAGACCUAUCACUGUGAAUGGAAUAAUUGUGGAUUCAUCGGGCUAACAACAACUAGAAUGGGACAACACCUGCGACAACAUGGACGAGAAGAGGAAUGCAAAUGGGCGCAAUGCAAUGGAUUUCAGCGAACGAGCGACGAAGACCUGGAGUUACACAUUAUACACGACCACUUCUUUGAUGACAGAAUCACCUUUCCUUCCCUAGAUGAUUGGCUGGAAUAUCUCCCAGAAAAAAGAAUCGACCCAGAAACCACUGAUUUACGCUUCUGUCCAAAACACCUGAGAAGCAAGCUGAAGUUGUUACUGUUUGAUGAGGACUACCUGGACAUGCCGACAAACAAAUCCUACACAAUGAGCGACCACCUGUGUACACUGGAUUUUGAAAGUAAUCAUUAUACUAAAAAUUUCUUAAAUAUUGAGAAAAAAUUUAUUGAAAAAAGACUUUUGUUAGGUGAAGACUGGUCAGAUUAUAAUGGUAAAUUUGAGGAAAAUGACACUGAUUCACUUUUAAGUCCAGAUCCAAAAGUCCGCAAGCACAGGCAGUUCCAUGGUGGAAAAUAUCAAUUCCACUUUGUCCAAACUUCACGUCCUGAAUUAAGUUCAAAUUCUCAUUCUGGAACUAAGUUAAAGCCUGUAAAAAGAAAAGCUUCCUGUACAUUUCCAAAUGAAUGGUCAAGUAUCUUGCUGACAAAUUUACAAUUCUGUUCUCAUGCCAUAACUAUGCAGAACUUAUUUCUGAAUUUGAUUUUAGAAGAAGGAAUUGUUGAUUGCAAAAAACUAAGUUUUCUUAAGUUAGAAUAUGACACUGCUCUAUUAGCAUCAGCCAAAACCUGCACCAAAGGUGUUUUUGUUUGUCAUGUAUUUAAAAUCAUUGUAGACAAUGCUGAAUAUCUGUACAUCCGCUAUGUUGAGUCUGGAGUGUAUGCUGGCCUAAUGGAACAGAAAUAUUUGCAAGAAAUCAAAGAUACAUUUCAUUACACUGACAAUAAUAUGUUUUUGCAUAAUACAUUAACAGUGGAAGAUAUACAGAACAUGGAAUCUGAUCAUAUAAAAGAUAAAAAGGAAAAGCCGAAUACAUAUAAGCCCAGCAGCAGACUUAAUGAUUUCUUUAAGCAAAAAUUCAUUCCAGGUAU
This is a messenger RNA of Mya arenaria, 2885 nucleotides long. RefSeq lists its product as uncharacterized. The record is from RefSeq and is a predicted model, not a curated record. The transcript is spliced from 14 exons. Bases 408 to 1769 code for a protein of 453 amino acids. NCBI's taxonomy places the organism in Eukaryota, Metazoa, Mollusca, Bivalvia, Myida, Myidae.